Messenger RNA from Ilex paraguariensis (yerba mate), 312 nucleotides. NCBI's taxonomy places the organism in Eukaryota, Viridiplantae, Streptophyta, Magnoliopsida, Aquifoliales, Aquifoliaceae. The record is from the annotation of a GenBank genome assembly.
AUGCACGUGUCUGGAGUGCGUGAGGACAAGGCGUUGGGCGCCCAGACUAUGGAGACCCCAAUUUUGGCGAGCAAGUCAGGCAAGAAAGGGAUUGGGCGCCCAGGCUGUGGUGACCCCAAUUGGGCGAGCAAGCCAGCUAGGCGCGUUGGAGCACACGCUGUGGAGAGGCUAGCAAGCCAGGUGAGCGAGGCUGCUGAGGCGAUGAUUCCUGUUAGGAGAGCAGGCUGUGCACCUUGGCAAUCUUGUCAAAUGGGAGUUCAUGGAGAGCCCUCGCGCAAGAGCUGGGUACUAAGGAUGUCGAGACUGAGAUAG